AUGCCUGCUGUUGACACCGCCAGUGCUACGAGGCCAUUUUCGCCAAAUGGAAGCUGCACAACGUGUCGGUCAUGGUACAAGCGUUGGUUGCUCGUGCAGACCAUCUCCAUAUGGCGCGAACCGCCAUGCGUCAACUGGUGUUAUUAUGCUCAACUUGCCUGCCCACAUCUUGCCACAUCGAAAGUAGUCGACUAUGCAGGGCAUCCUUCAUUUCAGUGCAGAGAUCAGGAUAUUCCAUUACCACAGGAGCCAGAGGCACAACGGUGUGGUUGUGUGCAUCCAUGCGAUCUUCGUGGUGUUGUAGAAGAUGGCAACAUGAUGCGAACACACAUUGUAGCACACGACUUCUAUCCCUCUCGUCUACACUGUGAGGCGCGACGGCGUCAUUGUGCUCGAACAACGGCUCACGAUCGGCGUGAACAGCGUGUCGCCUCAUAUACUGGUGAUGGAAGUUCGUUUGUACGGCACCUUUUUAUAACCGUCGUGCUCGCUGUAGCUGUGAUAAAUUAA
Messenger RNA from Ostertagia ostertagi, 510 nucleotides. Lineage: Eukaryota; Metazoa; Nematoda; Chromadorea; Rhabditida; Trichostrongylidae. The record is from the annotation of a GenBank genome assembly.